This is a messenger RNA of Papaver somniferum (opium poppy), 4205 nucleotides long. Its product is annotated as DNA-directed RNA polymerase 3, chloroplastic-like. The annotation marks the transcript as partial. Gene Ontology annotation, cellular component: mitochondrial DNA-directed RNA polymerase complex. Lineage: Eukaryota; Viridiplantae; Streptophyta; Magnoliopsida; Ranunculales; Papaveraceae. The transcript is spliced from 19 exons. Gene Ontology annotation, molecular function: DNA-directed RNA polymerase activity; DNA binding. The record is from RefSeq and is a predicted model, not a curated record. Gene Ontology annotation, biological process: mitochondrial transcription.
AAACUGGAUCUCUUUAUCAAAAUUCCCUUGAUUUUUCUGCCAAAAUUUCAUCGACAAGGGUUUAAGGAGGGGUUGUUUCCUCACCAUUCAACCACUAGUCCAUUUCUCUGCAACACACUCUCUUUCUACUCUAAACCCCAAUUUGCAGAACUGGCUUUAACAGUCCCAUAUCUCCCUUCUCCAACUCAAUUACAUCAACCAUGGAGAAGAGGAGGAGGAGGAAAAACUCAAAAAAAAUCAGUCAAAAUCAUCAAAUUUUUACCCUUCAAUUCUAUCUUCAAUAAUCCUAACCCAAAGCUUAACAAUUCCAUCUCUUCUCAAUUGAAUUCACUCCAGCUUCCAACCUUAUCCGUUUCUAUCAACAACAACAACACCAGCACCAAGAAUAUUCUUUCAGAUUUUGAAGAAUCAAUUUCUAGAGUUUUCUAUGAAGAUCCACCUUGGAUUUCUUGCAUUUUAUCAAACCCUAAUCUCAAAAAACAAUCUCUGUCUUCUGAUGGUGAUGACAGAGUAGCUAAGAAAAAGAAAUAUGAUUCACUAAGAAGGAGACAGAUUAAGAUGGAAACUGAAGCAUGGGAGAAAAUGGCACAAGAGUAUAGAGAUUUACAAAGAGAAAUGUUAGAGAAGAAAUUAGCUCCUAAUUUGCCUUAUGUUAAGUCAUUAUUUCUUGGUUGGUUUGAGUCAUUGAGGGAUGCAAUUGCUAAAGAUCAAAUUUUGCAAGAGAGUAAGAAGCAGAAAGCUGCUUAUGCUACUCAAAUUGGUCUAUUACCUGCUGAUAAAAUGGCUGUUAUUGUUAUGCAUAAGAUGAUGGGGUUAUUGAUGACUGGACAUGAAGAUGGAUGUGUUCGAGUUGUUCAAGCUGCAGUUCACAUCGGUGAAGCUGUGGAACAAGAGGUGAGGAUUCAUACUUUCUUGGAGAACUCUAAGAACUAUAGAAGGGGAAGGAGGAAUGAUGUCGAUAAAGACGAGGCUUUGAUUAAAGAGCAGGCCAUUUUGAGGAAACGUGUUAAUACUUUGAUCAAGAAGCAAAAAGUAACAGAGGUUCAGAGGUUGGUAACAAGUGAAGAAAGUACGUCUUGGGGCCGAGAUGCCCAGGCUAAGCUGGGAAGUCGUCUCUUAGAAUUAUUAACAGAGACAGCCUUUGUUCAUCCUCCAAUAAACCAGUUAGCAGAUAGUCCACCGGAUAUUCGACCCGCAUUUAGGCACACUCUUAAAACUAUCAGGAAGGGAUCAGGGCCUGGAUGUGGGAAAAGAUAUGGGGUUAUAGAGUGCGAUGAACUAGUUCACAAAGGGCUUGAUGGAACUGUUAGGCACAUGGAGAUGUCGUACAUGCCAAUGUUAAUACCACCAAAGAAAUGGAAAGGGUAUCAAACAGGUGGCCACUUGUUUUUACCUUCUUAUGUAAUGCGUACACAUGGUGCCAGGCAGCAACAGGAAGCAGUUAAGAGUGUUCCUCGAAAACAGAUGCAGAGAGUGUUCGAGGCAUUGGAUACACUGGGAAGAACAAAAUGGCGGGUGAAUAAGAGAGUUCUUGAGGUCAUAGAGGCUGUCUGGGCCAGAGGUGGUAAUGUAGCUGGACUGGUCGAUCGUGAAGAUCUGCUGAUACCAGAGGAGCCACACUCAGAUGGUGCGAUCGAAAUCCAAAAAUGGAAAUGGAGUGUGAGUAAAGCAAAUAAGUGUAACCGGGAGAGGCAUGCUCAGAGAUGUGACAUUGAACUUAAGCUUUCUGUGGCCCGAAAAAUGAAAGAUGAGGAAGGCUUCUACUAUCCUCACAAUCUAGAUUUUCGUGGCCGUGCGUAUCCCAUGCAUUCACAUUUGAAUCAUCUUAGUUCAGAUCUUUGUCGAGGUGUUCUGGAGUUUGCUGAAGGCAGACCACUAGGAAGAGCUGGCUUGCGCUGGCUGAAGAUUCAUUUGGCAAAUCUAUAUGCAGGCGGUGUUGAUAAGCUCCCCUAUGAAGAGCGUGUAAUGUUUGUGGAUAAUCACCUGGAUGAUAUAUUAGAUUCAGCACAGAGGCCGAUUGAUGGAAAACGUUGGUGGUUAAGUGCAGAAGAUCCUUUCCAGUGCUUAGCAGCAUGUAUGAAUCUGUCAGACUCCCUGAGGAGCUCGUCACCAUACACUGUCAUCUCCCACCUGCCAAUUCAUCAAGAUGGAUCAUGCAACGGUUUGCAGCACUAUGCAGCCCUUGGGAGAGACAGUUUGGAGGCAGCUGCAGUAAAUUUAAUAGCGGGAGAAAGGCCGGCAGAUGUUUAUUCAGAAAUAGCUGCUAGAGUUCAUGAUAUUAUGAAAAGAGACUGCAGCAAAGAUCCGGCAACUCAUUCAGCUGCGUGGCUAGCAAAUCUCUUAAUUGAUCAGGUAGACAGGAAAUUGGUGAAACAAACUGUGAUGACCUCAGUGUAUGGCGUAACUUACAUUGGUGCACGUGAGCAGAUUAAGAGGAGAUUAAUGGAAAGGGGUAACAUUACUGAUGACCGAUUGUUGUUCAGUGCAUCUUGUUAUGCAGCUAAAGUGACGAUGACUGCACUUGGGGAGAUGUUUCAAGCUGCUCGUAGUAUUAUGGGAUGGCUUGGUGAUUGUGCAAAGGUAAUCGCGUCAGAAAAUGAGCCUGUGAGGUGGACUACUCCUCUGGGGCUCCCAGUUGUGCAACCUUACCGCAAACCUGAAAGGCAUCUUAUCAGAACUUCCCUUCAGGUUUUAGCUUUGCAGCGAGAGGGCGACUCCGUUGAUGUCAAGAAGCAGAAGAGCGCUUUUCCUCCAAACUUUGUGCACUCGCUUGAUGGUUCUCACAUGAUGAUGACUGCUGUUGCCUGCAGGGAUGCAGGAUUGCAUUUUGCAGGGGUUCAUGACUCCUUCUGGACACAUGCAUGUGAUGUCGACAAGAUGAACCUAAUUUUGAGAGAGAAAUUUGUAGAGCUUUACAAUAUGCCUAUACUUGAGAAUUUGUUGGAGAGCUUCCAGACAUCGUUCCCAACUUUGUCAUUUCCUCCCCUUCCAGAUAGAGGUGACUUCGACCUGGAAAAUGUUCAUGAGUCUCCUUAUUUUUUCAAUUGAUCCUUGCAAGUGAGGAAUAAGGAUGACGAGGGGGUUACAACAACUAUCAAUGGUAUGAGGAGGAUGGGGUGCCAAUAGUCUUCAAUCAUUAUUAGUGUUUUGCAAGGCUUAUGAGAAGAUUCCAAGGGUAGACAAAGUACCUGUAGUUUUGAAAGGUUCUUUUCAUCGACAUGUUUUGAUCGACCAGACUUCCUGUUCGAUUCUAGUCAUGGCCCAUGUGAAACAUCAUUUAGUUGAUGAUGCUUUGGAAGUCCCAAAGGAGAAGCUAGUAUUCGAGGACAACUUGAAUCAUUUGUUAAUUUGCAUCUGCAAAGAGCCUGAUCAACACGAGGAAUGCAGUAAGAAUAUUUACUCAAAUGCCCACAUUUGAGAGCAAUCCUAAUUUGCACAGAGCUUGCACAAUGAUAGACAUCUAUGGUUUCAUUGGUCGAUUUGAUGAAGCAAGAGACCUUUAAUUGAAGCUGAAAUCUUUGGGUAUUACUUUGGAUAUGGUUACGUAUAGGUUGUAAGAGGCUUCUUUGGUUUUAUAGGAAACGGAAAAGCAGAAGGGAAUUGUUUCGGAUGUUUUUCUGUUCAUGAUAUGCUUCGGAUUUAUCAACAGUGUCUUGUUCAACAAAAGUUGGAUUACAUAUAUUACCAGACACUGAAAACCGGGAUUGCAGCUUCAAUUAAAGGAAUUGUGGUUUCAGAAAAACAGUAGACUUUUUGAUGAAAUUCAGCCUAAUGCUCAAGUUUCAAAAGUAGGAUCAUGAAGAUGGUGUACGAAGGAGGUUUGAGAAUGAAGGGAAACAAAUGGAAUCAAAAUUAUGAUCUCCAGGUUAUAUCAUUCUUUAACUUGGGUCCCUGAAAUUCAAGAUAGUGAUUUUACUCUAUUCUAUUGUAAUGGAGCUUCAUGUGGAAAUUCAGGAGCAACUGGUUUUGGAAUUGUUGAGUUGCGCUGUGACGAGAUCACUCUCGUGACAGAAAUCAUAAGGGUGCACUUGUUAGCCCUUGGAUAUUACACCACUUAUAAACACACAUCCGCUGAGAGGAUUAGAAAUAAAAUAAAAUAAUUUUUAUUACAGUAUAACGUAGUACUACGCAGUUGGAGCUUAGCUUAUUAGGUUCCCAACCAAUUUCUUGUAAUAAUACCCUUUAUAUCUAAUAAUAAAAAGAUA